AUGGCGAGGGACAAUAUCUAUGAGAACAUGCAGGUGACGGAAGCUGCUCCCCAGCCCAAAGAUCUCCGGGGACAGAGCAAGCUGCAAGUGGUUGAAGAAGCGGUGCAGAAGCUCCAAGUCUCUCUGCAGCCUGACAACGCCUCGGACGCCUCAGCAAAGGGAUCAGACAGUCUGCAGCUAUUGGAUGAAGCGCAGGCAGGAGUCCGGAUGCUGAAAGACCAGCUGGGUAAUGUCAGUGCAGCGUAUGGAGAAAUCCAGAUCCGUUUGGACCAUGUCAGUGCAGCGUAUGGAGAAAUCCAGAUCCGUCUGGACAACGUCAGUGCAGCGCGAGGAGCAGCGCAAGGUCGCUACCGUGACGUGCUGACAAAGCUCUCCAGGGGCUGGAGGUUUUACGGUGGGAACCUCUAUUACUUUUCACAAGAAAGGAAGUCGUGGGAUGCGUCCGAGCGGUUCUGUGUGUCUCAGGACUCGCACCUGACCUCUGUCUCCUCCCAGGCGGAACAGGAGUUUCUCUCCAAGGAGACCAAGGGAGAAGAUCACUGGAUUGGACUCACUGACCUGGGGACAGAAGGCAGCUGGCGCUGGGUGGAUGGCACAGAAUACAGAGCAGACACAAGCAGGGGGUUCUGGGCGCGGAAUCAGCCAGACAACUGGGAUCAGGGGAUAGGAGGCAGAGAAGACUGUGUUCAUAUCCAUCCACUCAACCGGAAUUUGUGGAAUGAUGUCAACUGUACUGUGCCUUCCAGGUGGAUUUGUAAGCAGGCCCAUGGACAGGCUGGGCUGUGA
Emys orbicularis (European pond turtle) is the source of this 786-nucleotide messenger RNA. RefSeq names its product C-type lectin domain family 4 member F-like. The record is from RefSeq and is a predicted model, not a curated record. The transcript is spliced from 6 exons. Bases 1 to 786 code for a protein of 261 amino acids. Gene Ontology annotation, molecular function: signaling receptor activity. NCBI's taxonomy places the organism in Eukaryota, Metazoa, Chordata, Testudines, Emydidae.